Molecule: messenger RNA, 975 nt
Organism: Caenorhabditis elegans
Lineage: Eukaryota; Metazoa; Nematoda; Chromadorea; Rhabditida; Rhabditidae
Gene: Y44A6D.3
Product: Brinker DNA-binding domain-containing protein
Exons: 4
Coding region: 19-711 (230 amino acids)
Source: RefSeq, marked reviewed
CAAAUUUCAGGCACAUCAAUGUCAUCAGACGUUCGUAAGGCUCUGGAUCCAGGCACUCCGUAUAGUCGAACUCUAAAGCAGUACUCUAUUGAUGAAAAGUUGGCGAUCAUCUCGCACGCAAAGAAUCAUGGCAAUAGAGCAGCUGGGCGGGAAUUCAAUGUGGCAGAGAGUAGUAUCAGAGAAUGGAGGAAAAAUGAAAACAAACUGAUUCACAACAGAGAUGCGGCAGCAGCUCGAUUAAAUGCACAAUCCUCACAUUCCUCUGGUCCAGCUCGUUUGAACAACAUGAAUAAUAACAACAAUAAUAAUCACAAUCACAGCAAAAACAACAACAUUCAGUACACUCAAACUGUUUUUCCACGACGAACUCCAGAUGAUAUUGUGAAGCAUAUUCAGAUAGCGCAGAUAACACAACUUGCUAUGAUGAAAAUGGAUUUCACAAGUCUAGCUCGUAUUGCACCUUUUCUUCAAGCUCAUCAGCACCAGCAACAGGCUCAAGCAAAACCUGAUUCAAUAUCUACUGCUAGCAGCGUUGUUGGCACUCCAAGUUCUAUUUCAUCAUCUUCAUCAACACCGCCUCCGUCCACGUCACCUGUGCCAACGUCUUCCGGCUCUGGUAGAAGAAAACCUCGAUGUCCUAUGAAAAUAGUCGUUGCCGAAUCAAACAAUCCUGUCAACAUUGAAGAAAUCCAAGAAAAUAUUGAUGAGUAGAUGAAAUUUUAUCUUUUUCUGUAAAUACUUCCCAAAUCUUCGCCUUUAAUACCACCGGUGUCUUAGUGAUUUUUCAUUUUCCUAGUGCCUUAAAAUAAGACAUGCCUUGCCUUCUAGUCAUUUCCAUCAGAAUUGUGCCAAAAAAUUUUAAAACAUUGAUUUUCUGUAAAUUCGAAGUGCAAUUUCAUCUACCAAUGGUUUUUUUAAUAUUCGGAUCUCCUAUAUUGGCUCCGAGAAUAUGACAUUAUAAAAGAUCUACUUCAU